ACUCAAAAAAUUGAAUCAUAUGAAAAAAAUAUAUAUAGUUUUAAAGAUAUAUAUUAUUAGAAAAAUCUAAUAAGUCCUUUUUGGGUUUCUGACGCACAAAAUCAAAUUACUAAAACACUCACGGGCUGUUGAACAUAUUUAACUGCUGCCCAUUGGGGGUGACUUUCUUUGAAUUUGGCUCUCACCGGACGGAACAUGCGCAGUGGCGCGGCGUGCUGCCUUCAGUCAGUGGAGCAGCUGUCCAGGAUUUGGAAUUCCAACAUGGCAGAGGCUGUGGUCAGUCUUUCCCUGACUAACUUGGAAUGGUUUCAAAUCGAGAGCAGCUUCGCUUGAUCGCGGCGAUUCCCGUGUUCGUCCCUGCGUUCCGCGGAUCGAUGGUCCCGUAAGCUGUGACUGCCCUGUCACCUCACACAGGCUUGAAGACAUGAUCACUAGCAGCAGUAUUUAUGGUCUAAAGAUGCAGUGGACCCCGGAGCACACACAAUGGGCAGAACAACACUUUGACAUCUCAUCCACUACCCGCUCCCCAGCACACAAAGUGGAGGCCUAUCGGGGGCACUUACAGCGAACAUACCAGUAUGCGUGGGCAAACGAUGACAUCUCUGCACUGACUGCCUCCAAUCUGCUCAAGAAAUAUGCAGAGAAGUACUCUGGGAUCCUAGAAGGCCCAAAUGAAAGAGCCCUGCUGUGUGCCUACUCCGAUAGCUCCAGUGGACUCGUGAAUGGACGAAAGUCGGAGAAUGAGUCCUGGCAGGAGGGGAUUUACCCAAUGAACUGUGCUCCAGAUGUUAUAUCUGUGAGCAAAGCUGGAAUGACAGCUGCCCUCCCCCCUACAGACGUGUCUGCGAGCAUAGGAAGCUCCCCAGGGGUGGCAAGCAGCUUGUCUGAGCCUAGCUACUCAAGUAGUAACUGUGGGAGUCAUCCAGCCACCACUCUUCAUUCGGGACUCCCCUCUCAGGAAUAUACUGCCAGUUACAAUGGCUCUUACCUGCAUUCCAGCUACAGCAGCCAGAGCACCCCUGCCCUCCCUUCCCCUCACCCCUCUCCUCUCCAGAGUGCUGGGCUUCUACAACCUCCACCACCUCCACCUGCUUUAGUGCCAAGCUACAAUGCUGGGUCUCCCAACCUUCCCAACUACAGUUAUCCUCCAACAGGGUAUGCUUCACAGACUGCCGUGGGUCCUGGUUAUAGCCCUGGGGGAGCACCACCACCACCUUCUGCUUAUCUACCGUCUGGCAUUGCAGCUCCCACUCCAAUACCUCCCUCCAAUUUGCCUGGAUACACCUACCAGUCUCAUAAUCACACACCAAUCACACCUACACCUUUGAAUGGCAGCUCAUCCAACUCAUUAAAACGAAAAGCUUUCUACAUGAGCGGACAUGGAGAUGUGGACUCAAGCUACGGUAAUUUCAACUACAACCAACAGCGCUCCUCACAGAGCCCUAUGUACAGAGUAGCAGACAGCAGUGUCUCAGACUCAAACAGGGGCACCGGCUUUGAAAGAAACUCCGAGCCAUCGUCUUUAGCUUUUAAGCCAACCAAACAGCAAUUGGCCUCUGAUCCACAAAGAAAAUUUAAUGUGCAUUCUGGCAGAGCGCUAACUCCUCCAUCUUACGGAUCAACCAAAAACUCUGCAGGAGAUCUAAGAACUGGCGAGCCCUACAGCAAGUUUGGGUCUCCAAUCAUGAGCGAGCAAACUGAUGAGCACAGACAGCACCUCUCCCACUCCCUUUCAGGACCUGAUUUAGGAACGGCUACCUCGUCCAUCCAUGCUGCAGAGGAACAAUUAAAGAACAGUGAUUCCAACCUGGUGGAAAUGAUCAACACGGAAAUCCUUCAGCAGGGCUCUCCGGUAGACUGGACUGACAUUGCAGGUCUGGAUAUGGCCAAGUCAACUAUUAAAGAGGAGAUACUGUGGCCUAUUUUGAGACCUGACAUGUUUAGCGGACUUUCCACAUUACCUCGGAGUCUGCUAUUGUUUGGACCUCAGGGAACUGGUAAAUCGCUACUGGCGCGCUGCAUGGCCAGCCAGCUGGGGGCUGCUUUUUUGCGGCUGAGUGGUUCAGCACUGGUGACCAAGUGGCUUGGAGAAGGAGGCAAGAUUAUCCAAGCUUCUUUCCUUGUAGCACGCUGUCGCCAACCAGCAGUAGUCCUAAUCAGCGAUGUGGAUCUACUGCUGUCUGGCCAGCUUACCGAGGAGAGCCCUAUAAAUCACCUCAAGACUGAGCUCCUCAUCCAACUCGAUGGUAUUCUGACCUCCGCAGAGGACCAUGUUCUUGUGGUCUGCUCCACCAGUAAGCCAGAAGAGAUACCCGAGACCUUACGGAGGUACUUCACUAAGCGUUUGCUCAUCCCAUUGCCUGAUGGAACCGCACGCCAUCAGAUAAUCAGCCAACUUCUCUCGCAGCACAACUAUUGUCUCAGUGACAAAGAAAUGUCAUUAUUGGUUCAGAGGACAGAGGGUUUUUCUGGACUGGAUGUAGUCCAGCUGUGUCAAGAGGCUGUCGUUGGCUCUCUCCAUGGCAUUCCUGGGGCUGACCUUCCCAGUAUCCAUCCCAGUCAGAUGAGACCAGUCGCGUACCAAGACUUUGAAAAUGUAUUUUGCAAAUUCCAGCCGAGCAUAUCUCAAAAAGAGCUUGAUGUGUACACUGAGUGGAAUAAAAUGUUUGGCUGUAGUCAGUGAAUGGAACCAGUCAAACACAGUUUCCUUAAAAUAUGAUAAGUAUAAACAGUGUUUGGUUUUUUUCAAACAAUAAGAAAACAGUGGUGAUAUCAGCAUUUUAUCUAGAGUUAUGGAAGCAAUCUGGACAUCACACAGUGUUACGUGCUUAUUAAAGUAAAUUUAAAAGGAUGCCCCACUUUUUUGUAUAUAAAUAUACAAAUAUAUAUAGAUAUAAUGCUGAUUUUGAGAUUUUGUUGCUAUCAAGUGCCUGAGAUGGUGCUGUUUAAGUUUCUUUUUGCCUCACAAUCUUCAUUGGUGGUGUGCUUAUAUAAAAGAGCUUUACAAUGUGAAACAAACCUUUGUUUUUUUACUGCAAAAGUGUUGUUCAGCUUUGUCUGUUUUGUGCUCUCCGUGAACUGUUGUGGUUAAUUUCAGCUGAGUUAAAUUGAUUGGCAGAAUUUUCCCUGAGCAUCAUUACCUUGCACAGGUUUUAUGUGUGCAUGUGAUUUAUUUAAUCAUAGCAAAAUGGACAUGCACAUAUCUUUAAAAUUUUAUUUGCAUUAAAGACUUAAAUUUGGUUGCAGUAGCCUUCGUAGGUUUGAGGAUAAAUUGUUCAAUGUGAUUUCAGUUUAAAUGAAUGCUCUCUAGAACUUUUAGCAUUUGUGAUGAAGAUGUGUUAAAAGCUUUAAAAUUAAUAUAUUUUUUAUUGCAGGAGGUUGAAAUAACAAUUACAUAUUUUUGCAGAUCCCAAACUAUAUUUUGAGUACAUUUAUUUAAUGAUAAGAAAUAAUAGUGUUAAAACCCCACUGCUAUUGAUGCUCUUUCAUAUAUUACUUUUUAAACCUCAUUUGCCAACAGGAGAGCACUAAGGGUGCGUUCACACUACAGCCUGAAGUGACCCAAUUCCGAUUUCUUUGGCAAUUCCGAUGUUUUUGCCGGGCCGUUCACACUGCCAGUAAAUGCGACCUGUAUGCGUUCUGCAGUGUGAACAGGCAAACGGCCUGAAAGUGU
Molecule: messenger RNA, 3673 nt
Organism: Poecilia reticulata (guppy)
Lineage: Eukaryota; Metazoa; Chordata; Actinopteri; Cyprinodontiformes; Poeciliidae
Gene: fign
Product: fidgetin
Molecular function (GO): ATP hydrolysis activity; ATP binding; microtubule severing ATPase activity
Source: RefSeq, a predicted model, not a curated record